This is a messenger RNA of Gossypium arboreum, 1272 nucleotides long. Its product is annotated as endo-1,4-beta-xylanase 5-like. Bases 187 to 1119 code for a protein of 310 amino acids. Gene Ontology annotation, biological process: carbohydrate metabolic process. The record is from RefSeq and is a predicted model, not a curated record. The transcript is spliced from 2 exons. NCBI's taxonomy places the organism in Eukaryota, Viridiplantae, Streptophyta, Magnoliopsida, Malvales, Malvaceae. Gene Ontology annotation, molecular function: hydrolase activity, hydrolyzing O-glycosyl compounds.
AAAGCAAAAGUGAGGAUACAAGCAAUUGAUAAACAAGGCAAUCCCCUCUCAAAUGCCACAAUCACGAUUCAACAAAACAAACCAGGGUUCCCAAUAGGUUGUGCCAUAAACAAAAACAUCCUAAAAAAUACACCUUACCAAAAAUGGUUCACAUCAAGGUUCACCGUCACCACAUUCGAAGACGAAAUGAAAUGGUACAGCACCGAAGUUUCCCCCGGUCAUGAGGACUACACAUCAGCCGAUGCCUUACUUAGCUUUGCCAAACAACAUAACAUUGCCGUUCGAGGCCAUAAUGUACUAUGGGAUGACCCCAAGUACCAACCCGGAUGGCUUUACUCACUCUCGCCAGCUGAGCUUUCGAGUGCGGUCCAUAAAAGGAUCGUUUCCGUUAUGUCGAGAUACAGAGGGCAGCUUAUUGCGUGGGAUGUUGUCAAUGAGAAUCUGCAUUUUUCGUUCUUUGAAAGUAAGUUAGGGGAUCAAGCUACUCCAAACUUUUAUAGGUUGGCUCAUGCGGUAGAUUGGUCAGUGCCUUUGUUUUUGAACGAGUAUAAUACUAUAGAGGAUAGUAGAGAUGGGGCAGCUACACCAGCUAAGUACCUGCAAAAAUUGAGACAGAUUCAAGGUUUAACGAGGAAUGCAAAGAUGGGAAUUGGACUUGAGUCCCAUUUUGGUACUCCAAAUCUUGCUUAUAUGAGAGCUUCUCUUGAUACACUUGGUGCUACUGGGUUGCCCAUUUGGCUUACUGAACUUGAUGUUCUAAGCGGUCCUAAUCAGGCCAAAUACUUGGAACAAAUUCUAAUGGAAGCAUAUUCUCACCCUAAAGUAGAUGGGAUUGUAAUAUGGGCAGCAUGGAAACCGCAAGGGUGUUACCGGAUGUGUUUGACCGACAACAAUUUUAACAACUUAGCGACCGGAAAUGUUGUUGACAACCUGUUGCGACAAUGGCAGUCGAGGGCCGUGUCGGGUUUGACUGACACCCGAGGUUUCUUUGAAGCUACCCUUUUUCAUGGUGACUAUGAAAUCAACAUCACACAUCCUUCUUCUUCGGCUCACAGCUUUGUGGUCUUUUCAACAAAUGCAUCCUUGCAAUCGCCACUUACGUUUCAAGUUUCUGUAUGAGAAAAAGCAGUGCAUAAACCAAUAAUCAUAGUUUUAGAUUAAAGGAUUUAUGUUUAAUAGUUCUAUACAUUAAUUUGGUUAAUAUAGCUCAUAACUCAAUAAUAUAAUUUAUAUCACAUUCCGAUAUAUUAUUAACGAUUUAUUGCAUUAUAA